Molecule: messenger RNA, 1814 nt
Organism: Camelina sativa (false flax)
Lineage: Eukaryota; Viridiplantae; Streptophyta; Magnoliopsida; Brassicales; Brassicaceae
Product: IQ domain-containing protein IQM3
Source: RefSeq, a predicted model, not a curated record
UCGGGUCAUUAGUUCUAUAAAUAAAUACACACACAGAUGGACACAACACUUUGAUAACAUAACAAACACCAAAGUCUCUCUAUCUCUCCUUGCCCAUUCAUUAUCUCUUCUCUUGAAUGUUCUGUUUCUUGUUAAGACAUUAAGAUCCAAGUGAGAGAGAAGAGAGAAAAGAGACCUCUUUGGUUUGGUGACAGAAGAUGCAGGUAGUUGCGAGCUUCGAUUUUCAGCCUUCGCCGUUCUCACACGGCGCCGGUGAUAUUCUCAUUUCUCCGGUAGACCGCCGGGAUGAAUCUUUAGUGCCGGAGAAAUCAUCACUCGGAGAAAGCGCGUGUGAAGACGACUCGACUAGCUUGGCGGCGGUGAAAGUGCAGAAGGUUUACAGAAGUUAUCGCACGCGGCGUAGAUUAGCUGACUCUGUCGUCGUCGCCGAAGAGCUCUGGUGGCAAGCGAUGGACUAUGCGAGGCUUAAUCAUAGUACUAUUUCGUUUUUUGAUUACUCGAGACCUGAAACUGCUGUUUCUAGGUGGAAUCGUGUGAGCUUGAAUGCUUCUAAGGUGGGGAAGGGACUGUCCAUAGUCGACAAAGCUCAGAAGUUGGCCUUUCAGCACUGGAUUGAAGCUAUUGAUCCUCGACACCGGUAUGGACACAAUCUGCAUAAAUACUAUGAAGAAUGGUGUAAAGCUGAUGCUGGUCAGCCUUUCUUUUACUGGUUGGAUGUUGGAGGAGGGAUAAAUCUAGAACUUAACGAGUGUCCGAGGUCAAAGCUUAAGCAGCAAUGCAUUAGAUAUCUUGGACCUCAAGAGAGGGAAGAGUAUGAGUAUGUGAUCAUAGAAGGGAAGAUUGUUCACAAGUUAACUGGAAAGUUUCUACACACUAUGCAUGGAUCCGAGGGAACUAAAUGGAUCUUUGUUAUGAGUACUUUCAAGAAACUCUAUGCUGGUCUGAAGAAGAAAGGAAGGUUCCAUCACUCAAGCUUUUUAGCCGGAGGAGCAACAUUAGCCGCCGGGAGGGUGAUUGUUGACGAUGGAGUUCUCAAGACAAUCUCUGCAUACAGCGGACAUUACAGGCCAUCAGAUGAUAGCCUUGACACAUUCCUCUCGUUUCUCAGAGAGAACGCAGUGAACCUUGACGAUGUUGAGGUCCACAAAGCUAGUGAAGAUUCCGACACCUACGAGGAUUACGUUAAAUCCAACGGAGGAGAUGAUCCCGAAACGUUAAAGAAAGAGGACUCAACGUUACAAGCAGAGACUGAAACAGAUGAAAACAGUAACGGAACACUUGGUACACUUGAAGAGGCGAAACGUAGUAGUUACCAGAGAACGCUCUCAGGUGCACUUGAGAGUCCAAAAGCUAAUGUGCCUCAGAAGUCAAUGCUACUAAGGAUCAACUCAAAGAAACAGUCAAGAUCCUUACAGUUGGGUCAUCAGCUAUCGCUGAAAUGGUGUACCGGAGCUGGUCCAAGGAUCGGUUGUGCAGCUGAUUACCCGGUUCAGCUCAGAACACAGGCGUUGGAGUUUGUUAACUUGUCUCCAAGAUACCGAAGCAGCACACUUUCUCCGACCGGGAGGCUUGAUGUCUGAUCAAACGUUGUUUUAAGUAGUAGUUUAAUUAAUCCAUAGGCUCUUCUUCUGUGACUUCUUUAUUAACGUGUGAGACUGUGAGUUCUAUCUAAAGUUUUUGUUGUGUUUUUAUUUUUCACCUGGAUGAGAUGAAGUAGAAGUAAGCCAAUGAGAUGUCUUUUAUCAGUUUAUGUGUAAAAGCUAUUUUCAAGCUAUUUUCACUGAUAAUGAAGAGAGAACGUUUUACAAUUUUCA